Messenger RNA from Erinaceus europaeus (western European hedgehog), 2773 nucleotides. RefSeq names its product MICAL like 2 (gene MICALL2). Lineage: Eukaryota; Metazoa; Chordata; Mammalia; Eulipotyphla; Erinaceidae. The record is from RefSeq and is a predicted model, not a curated record. The transcript is spliced from 16 exons. Bases 276 to 2717 code for a protein of 813 amino acids. Gene Ontology annotation, molecular function: protein binding.
CACUCCCGCGCGGCGCUGGUCGGCGGGCUCUGGGCAGCUCUGGGUCCGGCCUGCAGUCCAGCCGGGGGCCCCCUCUGGUCCUGCCGUCCAGCCGGGGCCCCCUCGGGUUCUGCACUGAAGCCGGGGCCCCCUCGGUUUCUGCACUGAAACCCGGGCUCCCUCGGGUCCUGCACUGAAGCCGGGGUCCCCUCGGGUUCUUCACUGAAGCCGGGGGCCCCCUUGGGUCCUGCACUGAAGCCGGGGUGCCCCCUGGGAUCACCCCGUCCGUCGGGCCUAUGGCCGCCAUCCAGGCGCUGCAGCAGUGGUGCCGGCAGCAGUGUGAGGGCUACCGCGACGUGACCAUCAGCAACAUGACCACCUCCUUCCGUGAUGGGCUGGCCUUCUGUGCCAUCCUGCACCGACACCGGCCCGACCUUAUAAACUACGACACACUCAGGAAAGAGAAUGUCUAUGAGAACAACCACCUGGCCUUCCGAGUGGCCGAGGAGGAGCUGGGUAUCCCGGCCCUGCUGGAUGCGGAGGACAUGGUGGCCCUGAAGGUGCCCGACCGGCUGAGUGUGCUCACCUACGUGUCCCAGUACUACAACUACUUCCACGGCCGCUCCCCCAUUGGGGGCCUGGCGGGAGUGAAGAGGCGCUCGUGGGACUCAGAGCCACAGCCCUCGGUGAAGAAGACGCCAGCCGCACCAGCGGGACCCCCGCCCGGCCCCACCCGUGGGUCGCUGUCUCCUGUCAGCACCAAUGCCACUGUCCUGAGGAAGGAGGCCGCCCAAGCCCCGACCCUCAAGACUGGAGAGUCUCUGUGUGGGGUCUGCAGGCAGCACGUACACCUGGUGCAGCGCCACCUGGCGGACGGACAGCUGUACCACCGCAGCUGCUUCAGGUGUAAGCAGUGCUCCAACACGCUUCGCCCAGGUGCCUACCGGGCCACAGGGGAGCCUGGAGUCUUCGUCUGCUCUAGCCAUGCUGCCAGCCCCCCGCAGGGCCCCCCGCCUCCCAACAUCCCUGGGAGGCCGGGCAGGCUCAGAGCCGAGGGACCUGUGCAGGGCAGUGUUCCAGUCCAUGCCGCCCUGCCUACCACCCACCGCCAGGCCUCACCUACCGCCCAAGUCCCCAGCACUGGCCCACCUGUCCCCGGACCCCCUGCAUCCCAGGUGCCCAGGGCCAGCGGCUCCCCAGAGGUCCCUCGGGGCCCCAUCUCCAGUGGCACAGCCCCCCAGGCCUGGCCAUGCUCCAGUGCUGGGUCUCCGGGCCCUAUGGCCCCUGCCUGGACCACCUCAGCCUCCAAGACACAGCAGGCGCGCGAGAGGUUCCUGAAGGCUCCCCCCAGUGGCGCCCCCCCCAGCCGGGACCCGGCAGCCCUGGGGGACAGUGGCAGGGAGCAGGCUCGAAGCUUCCUCCAGAAAGCCCUCCCUGGGGCUGGGAGCCCUGGCAGACCCUCCCUGGCUAUGCCCGCUGCUCCGGCACCCCACCCCAGGACCCCGGGACCCCACGCCCGACCAUUGGCAGAGCCGCGCCCCACAGACCCCCAGCCCACCAGCCCCCCGGCCAGGCCUGAGACACUGGCGUCCCCAAGUGUGGGCACCCCCCAGCGGGCAUCCACACCAUGCCAGGCAGGCAGGGGGCGCUCAGCCUCCUCGGGGGCCAGUGGGGUGAAGACUGGGGUCCCACAGCUCAGAGGCCCAGCAGAGGACCUGCUAGACGGGCCGGCAGGUUGGAGGGCCCGGCUCAGGCCUGUGGACAAGAGCCCAGGGCAGAGGGCUGUGGAGCAGAAGGAGCCGUCCAGAGUGGGCAAGGCACCCCAGAAGGCCUCAGGGCGUCCUGAGGGUGGCGUCCACAGCACCCUGACCCCUGUGAGGCCUACAGGCACCAGCCCUCCCUUGGGGCCUGGGCCCAGCUCCCCAGCCGGGUCUCCAUGUCCCCGUAGGAGGCUGGCCGUCUCCCCCAGCCUGGAUCUGUCUACAGACUGGCUUCAGCCCUCACCCUCACGGCCACCUGGCUCCACAGGGGUGCCGAGGGAGGAGAGACCUCAGCUUCCAGGCAGCCCAGGCAGGGCCUCCUCCCCGCAUAGCAUGUCAGUGACGUUGCCUGUUCGGGUGAGUGAUGGGGAGGGGGGCCCGGCCCAGGCACAGCAGGGGAACACUGACUGGCUGACCACAGCCUGUCCCCAGCUGCACCCCAACUACCUGCCCCCUGAGGAGAUUCAGCGGCAGAUGCAGGACAUCGCUCGGCAGCUGGACGCCCUGGAGCAGCGUGGUGUGGAGCUGGAGAAGAAGCUGCGGGCGGCUGAGGGAGAUGCAUCUGAGGACGCCCUCAUGGUGGACUGGUUCUGGCUGAUCCACGAGAAGCAGCAGCUGCUGCGGCUGGAGUCGGAGCUCAUGUACAAGGCCAAGGACCAGCAGCUGGAGGAGCAGCAGCUGGACCUGCAGGAGGAGCUGCGGCGGCUGAUGGCCAGGCCCGAGGCUCUCAAGUCACCCCAGGACCGGCGGCGGGAGCAGGACCUGCUGGACCAGUAUGUGAGCACCGUGAAUGACCGCAGUGAGAUCGUGGACUUCCUGGAGGAGGAUCGGCUCAGGGAGCAAGAGGAGGACGAGGCGCUGCAGAGUACCAUCCAGAAUCUGGGCCUUCGGAGAAGCAACACAGGGGACAGGAAGAAGCCCAAGUCCCGCCUAUCCCGGCUCUGGUCCCUAAAGGGCAGGAACAGCUCACCCGAGUGAUGUCCCCAGGCCUCCCCAGGACUGAGUGGUCUCAAUAAAGACAGUGACCUUUGGGA